AUGGCUGCCAUGGGUCCACCAGGUGGUGGAAGGAAUCCAGUCACACCUCGUUUUCUGAGACACUUCAACAUUUGCACGAUUAAUACCUUUAGUGAUGAAACAAUGGUCCGGAUUUUCUCUACUGUUGUAUCUUUCUACCUCAGAGCAAAUGAAUUUAUCCCAGAAUACUUCACAGUUGGAAACCAAAUUGUCAGUGGCACUAUGGAGGUACAGUGCCAAUAUAUACACUGCAUUUCUGGUUUACCUGCACAGGCAGAAUAUAUAGGUGACUUCCAGGCGGGUCAGAGGGUCUCAAAGGCAUAUCAGUUCUGAAAGACACGUAGCUGGUGUUUUUUUUAAAAGAAAGGCACAUGAAAAGGCUUUUGAAAUUAAGAUUUCAGAGGGCAGUUCAGACAUCUCUGUGUAUGUCUGCACAUGCACAUUCAGUUAAAACUCCUUUUCUUGACUCAAAGUGCUUUUUACUGUUACAGAUUAAUUAGACUAACUAUGGACUAACCAUUUAGGAUGAAAGGUAUAGCCAUCUAUCUGCCUAUUCUGGCUAGUUUCCAAGGGGGGAUAGUUUCUAAUGCUUUGCUACUUUCUCCUUUAGUUUGUUCUUCAUGUUUCUGCUGCCAGUGGAAGGAUCGCAAGGCAGUCUGACCUCUCUAGGAAGGGAAUGCCAAUGUCUGGGAGCAACCACUGAGAAUCCCUUCUCUUCCCCACCCCCCAAAUCUGCCUGUGAGGGUGGAGGGAAUGAGAGAAUGGCCUCCCCAGAAUAUCUCAGAACCUGGGCAGGUUCAUAUGGGAGAAUAUAGUCCAUCAGAUAGCCUAGCAUUAAGCCAUUAUGACGACUGCUUACCUUCUAUAGUUCAAUCUGCAAUACUGAUAUUGUUCAACUUAAUGCCAUGUAGUAUUAUUCAGUUCUUCAUAUAUUAUACACAGCUAUAAAGGCUCCAGUACUGACAUUUCGGCUGUUUUCUGACAUCAAUCUUGCAGCAAUUUAAGGAUGUGUCAGCAUAGAGGAUAUUCAGGAAUCUGAUGCUCUGUAGUUAUUCAGCAUCCAGUCUUCUGUGGUCCUUCCCUUUCGUUGUAGCUCAUUUAUGGUCAGUGUGGACAUUGUCCCAAGUGCAGAGCAACAACAAUGCAGUUUUUCUUUUAAAUUCUGCAUUCACAUUUUUUCAGGGAAAUAUUCUACAUGUACAAAACCAAGAGUGCAAGAAACAUCUGUGUGCCCUAAGUAUGAAAAGUAUUUAAGUACAAAACUUAAUUUAAAUAGUUUUGUUAAUUUUUCUUUCAAUCUUCAAGGUAUAUAAGAAGGCCAUGGACAACCUGUUACCAACACCCGCCAAAUCCCAUUAUACAUUCAAUCUGCGUGACUUUGCACGAGUUAUCCUAGGCUGCUUGCUCAUCAAGAAGGAUUCAGUUGUAAACAAGCAUACAAUGGUGCGUCUUUUUGUACAUGAAGUAUUUCGAGUAUUUUAUGACCGCCUUGUGGAUGACACUGAUAGAGCUUGGCUGUUCAAACUAAUGAAGGAUAUUGUGAAAGAACAUUUCAAAGAAUCAUUUGAUGCAGUGUUUUCACAUCUGAGACAAGGAAAUGCACCAGUGAGUAUUCAUAUUGUUUAUUACAAGAUGAUCACUCUCUUUUUCUCUCCCAUAUUCAUGUGUAUUUCUGCCUGACUAGUUUUAUUGGAACCAAAGCAAAACCAUACCACCUUGUAUCACUCCAUGUGCAAAAAGCAAUCUUGUCUGUUGGGGAUUAGGAAAACAUUGAUAUUAUUUAUGUACAUAUAGAUACAUAAAGUAUCUCAAUUGCUGUAAAUAAGUCUAGCAAUUCAAGAUGCAACGCUUGAUAAGUAACGCUGACUAACAGACAGACACACUGCUGAGCUGACAUGCAUUUGUCACAGAUAUAGUCAAGACACUGUGCCGUUGUCAUAGCAACUGGCUCGGCUGAGCUUGCACCUGUGAUUAGUUCACCCAUGAGGUGAUUUAUGCUAUUGAAGGAAAUUAACUCCUGCUCAUGUCCAGUUAUUUCAACAACACACACACACAACACACAACAAUUAUAAAAUAAUAGACAUUUUGUUAGACACAAAUAAAUAAGUAGAUAAAUAUAUUUAUUUGAGACCAUAUGUGUCCCGUAUAUUUAUAUUACGAAAACAUCACAGUUGGGUUGCCUGUGCCCAUGGGGCCAAAUGCAAAAUGUCAGUGACUGAAACAGCAAAUAAAUAUAAUUGUAUAAUGUUAAGUUAACAAAACAAAACAAAAAAAUGAAAAGAGGAAUAACUUCUAUUGUGAAUGUAUAUAUUUAAAUUGUACAUAGAAUUGUCAGACAAUUGUCUUACAAUUUGAUACAGUUACUGAGGACCCAAAUGGGUUGGGUUAUGACUCCCGUCCUGUGACGAAGGCAGGAGAGCAAUGAACUCUGGGAGGGAGGCUCAGUCCCCUUCAGUUUUUUCUCUCCUGUCUGACGGAUCAGGUCCUUUUCUCCCGGCUCUCUCUGAUCUUCUCUGUCAGCUAAGUGUUUUUACCUUUAACAGUACUUCAUUUCUACUCCUUUUUGGUUCCCUCCUAUAUCCUUUCACUUUAUAGUAUUGUGUCCGUGUCCGUUUUCAAACUUUCCUCGUUUCUUUUCUUAUCUCCGCUCAGGAAAAACAACAACAAAGAAACAAACCUUUCCCUCGUAGGUCUUACUUUCACUUUCCUUCCCAUUCCCUUGCUUCCUCUAAUUGACUGCAGGCAAGGUUUUAUUAUUAUUUUUAUUUUGGAUCCCUAACGUGCCAACGGUUUUUUCUCUCCAAAGUGACUGUUGGCCUCUGCAACUGUCCUCUGCCAUCACUGGCUCCUUAGCAACAAUUGCCACCACAUUCCGAUUGGAUUACAGUGGUACCUCAGGUUACAUAUGCUUCAGGUUACAGACGCUUCAGGUUACAGACUCCGCUAACCCAGAAAUAUUACCUCGAGUUAAGAACUUUGCUUCAGGAUGAGAACAGAAAUCAUGCUCCAGCGGCACGGCAGCAGCAGGAGGCCCCAUUAGCUAAAGUGGUACCUCAGGUUAAGAACAGUUUCAGGUUAAGAACGGACCUCCGGAACGAAUUAAGUACUUAACCCAAGGUACCACUGUACAAUUUCUCUCUCUCUCUCUCUCUCUCUCUCUCUCUCUCUCUCUCUCUCCUGUGGAUAGCAUUCAUGCACUCCAACUGAGGAUUGGAAGUGUGUUUUAAUCCACAAAAACUAUGCCACAAUAAAUGUUUUAGUUUCUAAAAGGCACCACAAGAUCCUCUGUUAUAACGGGGCCUUUAUUACCUUCUUAAAAUAGGUUGUUAAGACAUUUAGGCUUGCUUAUUUGUUUAUUGCAUUUGUAUCCUAUCUUUUUCUCCAAGGCACCCACGGUGGCUUGCAUAGUUCUUUCCCUACUCAUUUAAGCACCACAACAACCCUAUGAGGUAGGUUAGGCUGAGUGGCAGUGACUGGCCCAAGGUCACCCAAUAAGCUUCAUGGCUGAGUGGGGAUUUGAACCCUGGCCUCCUAGGCCCGAGUCUGACACUCUAACUGCUCUGUUGUAGACUAUAUGCGAUUUAUUUUCUGCCAAUAGGUAACUGAGGAAGAUAUGAGAAAUCUGUUGUUUGGAGACUACAUGAAUCCAGAUCUUGAAGGAGAUGAAAGACUUUAUUUUGAAAUUCCAAGUGUACAAAUGUUUAGUGAUGUUGUGGAUUUGUGUUUGGAUGAAUAUAACCAAACUCAUAAAACAAGAAUGAACCUAGUAAUUUUCAGGUGCAUACUUUUAAUUAUUUAUAAUGAUUUAUGUGGUACUUUGUCAGGGUUUGUAUAGAUUAUUUCUCUUUAGAACUGUGGUAUCUGGGGCUGCUUCUUAGGGUGCUUCCAGACAGAAUUUUACUUAAGAUGAUCCAGGCAGAACUUAAUCAACUGACUUGCUGAUUCUCACCAACUAUUUGUACAACCUGCUGCAACAUGUCAGCUGUUUCAAAAAGGCCACAGCUGGUGGUAUACACAUGCAUUACUGUGAAAAGUCUUAGUAAAUAUCCUCUCAAAUAUCCACAGUGUGUUUGCUUUAAAUUUAAAUGCACCUGAGGAGACACCUACUCCUACAACUUAUAAGGUGACAGCAAUCUUUCAUGAUCUGGCCAAAAAGUCUUAAUCCAGAGUAGUAGUAUUAGUAGUAACAACAGCAACAACAAUUUAUUACUUAUACCCUACCCAUCUGGCUGGGUUUCCCCAGCCACUCUAGCGGCUUCCAACGGGGGAUUAAAAAUACAUUAAAGCAUCGGUCAUUAAAAACUUCCCUAAACAAGGCUGCCUUCAGAUGUCUUCUAAACGUCAGACAGUAGAGAGAGAGUAGUGAAACUCCCUUCCAUGCUCCCUAAAGUCAUACAGUCUGAAUCGGAUAGCCCAGUGAAAUAUAAUAAGUCAAUGCCAUAUUUCAAAUCCAGACAGAAAAGUUGUUGAGUUUUUUGAGCUUUUUUAAUUUUUGCCCAAACUUUUAAGGAAAUUUGCACUUCCGACAUAGAAGUCAGAUUUUCCUGGACAUAAAGGUGAUUUCCUCCCGGUCAAUAAUAAAUACUUAACUAACUGAGAUUCUGCCCCCUCCCCCCCAACAUAAAUCCUAGCUAUGCCCAUGAACUAUAGCAAAGUGUUAGUGCUGCCCACUUAAGCCAAGGUGAGGGAUUAUCCAAAGAGUGAGACAAAUGAGAAUACCCUCUGGGAGUCUGUAUAACUAAAAGCACUGGAUUUGUGAUCUUUGUUUUUAAUAACGAUGUAUAUAUAUUUUUGUGAUAGGUAUGUGCUAGAACAUUUGUCUCGCAUAUGCCGUGUGCUCAAGCAGUCAGGAGGUAAUGCCUUACUUGUUGGAAUGGGAGGAAGUGGGCGUCAGUCCAUGACGCGUUUAGCUACAUCUAUGGCAAAAAUGAAUAUAUUCCAACCAGAGAUCUCUAAGAGCUAUGGAAUGAAUGAGUGGAGGGACGAUCUGAAGGUAAAGGUUUAUAUAUGUUGGCGUUAGGCUGGAAUCAGUAAGCUUUAUAUUGCUCAGUGCUGUCUUAUUUAUUGGAUGCGAACUGUAACUUUACAAUUUGGGAGCCUAGGAAAACUCACAGGAAGAUGCAGUCUCCCUUUCUACCCAAAGUGAUUUCUAGCAGGAAGAAUGAAUUGGUUGUGGGGAAAUAGUGGGGGGUGGACUCCAAUCUGAGCAGUACAGUGUGAGGAGUGGAGUUUACAUACCAGUUUCCUAUGUUGUAUCACCAGUCCCGAACCUGAGUGCUAUUAAAAGGGGAUUAAAUGCAAGAACAGCUUGCUCCAGCAACUCCUGUCCUGAACAGAACAGUAAAGGAAAGAAUUAAACUUCUUAAAGCCAGGUAGUUAAAAACCAUUCAUAACUAUGAACUUCUGCUUGAAGGGAAUAAACCUCCCCACAGCUCUUGCUCUUCCCCUAUCAAGUAACUGGGGUGUCCUUUUCCCUCAAAAGACAACUGAUUCUUGCAGCAGGGAAGAGGACCAACCAUCACCAUCAGAAGAUUUACCAAUCAACUUCUCAUUUCACUGUUCUGUUUUUUACACAAAUCAAACAUUUCUGUACACCUAGCGUAGGCGUACGCAACACAUUUCAUUAGGAUGUGCACCCAGGAAUAUAUUUUUUUUAAUGCAAGCAUUUAUUGAAUACAUUUAAGUACAUUUAUUGUACUUAAAUAUUUGUUGUUGCUUUUAGAAUCUUUUGAGGAGUGCUGGCGUGAAGGGCUUGAAGACUGUAUUUCUGAUCACAGACACACAAAUUAAGGAAGAAGGAUUUUUAGAAGAUGUUGAUAGUGUGCUUAACACUGGAGAAGUCCCCAACCUUUUUGCAGCUGAUGAAAAGCAAGAAGUUAUGGAGGUACUAUGAUGAGAAAUGCAUAAUUUACUACUUCUCGUAAAGUAUAAUGUUACAAUUAAACAUUGCUUUUAAAAAAUAUGUAAACCUACUGUUUAGAAUUCAGUUCAAACUAUUAAUUUCAAUGGAUAUUUUUAAAGAAGGACUUGGCUGAGUAGAACCAUCUGCUUUUCUCACACGAGUAGCUGAUUAUUUUUAAUUGCUAUGUGCUAUUUCCCUUUUAAAGAUUAAGCAUUAAAGAGGAAUAUUUCUUAUGCUCAUAAUGAGGUCAUUACACCUGAUUAGGAGCUCUUAUAAACUAGUUUAACAGGCAUGAUUUUCUUGCAUAUUAACAAAGAUUGCUGAUAUCUAACUCACAAUUAGAAAUAUAAUUUCUUUGUCUUAUCCUGCAUAGAUUAUACUACUUAUUUUUUAUUACUUUUCAGAAUCACGUUUUAGAAUUUUUGUAAUUCUUUUUGGUACAUUUAUUAUCCUUUAGGGUGUUCGUGCAGUAGCCCAGGCAGGCAGUAAGCAUGAAGAGCUCAGUCCCUUGGCUUUAUUUGCUUUCUUUGUGAACCGCUGCAAAGACAAUUUGCAUGUUGUGGUAGCCUUCAGCCCAAUAGGAGAUGCUUUUCGCAACCGACUGAGACAGUUCCCAUCUCUCAUCAACUGCUGUACUAUUGACUGGUUCCAGGUACUUAAACUAUGUACUGAGACUUCAAUAUAGCUUCCUCAAUAUAGUCUGGCCUAUGGAAGCUUGCUUUCGCCUCUCUUACAUGUUCUCUCACGUUGCAAGAAUUACGUAUGCCUCCUCCCAUAGAGAGUAAUCCAGCUUUGUAAGUACCAUGUACAUCUGUUACCAGGUCACAGUGAAUUGGGGGGAACUUGUGCUAUAAAUGUAAGGCUGCUUUUGUAAAAGCAAAAAACUAAAAACUCCCUCGACAGCAAAUUGUCUCAAAGCACACUGGUUUGUAUUAUAAAGUGUGCCAUUCACAGGCAAUCUGACAUUCAACUCUGGGGAUCUUUUGCUGUUGAGAGUUGGAUGCACUCCAGAGUUUGGCACCCCAAGAGAUAAAUCAGACAACAGAGAUAAAUCAGAAGUAAAUCUGAUUAUAUCAAAAGUGAAUUAGCAUGUUUACGAAAAAUCUUAAAAUCAAUAAACAGCAUGCUUAUAGUAGGCUAAGUUUAGAAGAGGUUAAAACCUAUGUAAGAGUUGUUCUUAAAAUAUGCCUGGAAAUACACAGGAAAAACUAGGAUGCAGUCAGGAAAAGGCAGUGGGGGAUGUUGGUUGAAGGGGUAAGGUGGUACUAGAAAAAGAAGAUUUGUGUUGACUGCUGCAGCUUGUUUGUCAGGGGAAUAAGAAAUCCAGAAAGUGGAGUGCAGACAUUGACUUGCAGGAAAAUAAUAUGAACCAUUCCUCCUUUCCCGAACUGCUAGCAGCAGAUUUCAUGAAGAACUGCUGCUGGGGACAUACUCAAAUAUGCUGUGCUAUGCUUAAUAAUGAAGAGAAUAUCACAAGUAGUGUUUCUAUUCUUAUGUUUUCCAGCCAUGGCCUGAAGAUGCUCUUGAGCGUGUGGCUAUUAAAUUUUUGGAAAGGCUUGAGCUCACAGACAAUGAACGUCAGGAAGCUGUUCCCAUCUGUAAACACUUCCAUACUUCCGUGUUGUCCCUUUCUGAAAGGUGGUCUUUUUAAAAUACAUUCAUAAAGCAAGCUGUUGUAAAUAAAAGGGAGGGGGAGGGAAAUACUAGAAGGGUAGAGAAAAGUCUUUUUAUGUUUCUGAUCAAUAAUAUUAAAAUAAUAUUGCUAAACAAAAUUAAAAUUUAGUACAGAAAUAAACAAAAUAUUUUAGAAGUCAUGCUAGAACACCUUCUGUAAGCCAGCUUUAGAUUAGCUCAUUUAUAUGAAUUGAAUUUACCCAGAGUAAAUAGACUUGAGUAGCAAGAGCCUCAUCCUCAACUCAGGAUCAAAUUAGAAGAAGCAUGAAAUGUGUCAAUGGGAUCUCUUGCAUUAUUUUUUUAAGCAAAGAGAUGGAGAGAUUCAGAUAAAGACUAUGAUGCCGAAGUGUUGCCUCCCUCCUCCCCAUAUUCCUGAUUUAGAUCUCAGCCUCUCUUACACACACAUGAUAUUUGUGUAUUUUCCUCUGCAUUGCAAAUCUCAGCUUCAUAGGGGGAUAAAUCAGGUAAAUGGGCCAACAUGUUUGCUUCUCUCAUGCACCACCUCAGGUAGGAAUAGAGAAUAAAUUAAAAAACAGCAACACAAGAUUCUGUUCACAGAUCAUCCAUGUCAUAUCUAGAUUGACCCUUAGCUAAACUAAUGGAAUAGGAUUUGCUAGUGAGUCAUUUUGUUAUAGCUUUCCCAGAUUGUCAUUGUACAACAGUCUCACCAUCCUUAUUCAAAACUGAAAAAAAUAUUUACCCCACUAGUAAUAAAGAGCAGGAGAUAGGCUUACUCAAGGGAAGAGGAAGCCUUGCAGAUUUAAGGGGGGGGGAAGGAGGAAGAAACUUGGAAAUUACGCAAUCAGUAAGUAACACAACUGCAUUUCUAGAAAAAAAAUGAUUGUCUGAAAAAGCAUUUAGUAUCAUAACCUUGCAAAGUUUGACAAAUAUUCAGGUAAUAUCAGAUGCUCAAUGAAACAAAUAGAUCCUUCCUUUUUAUUACCUGGUAGAGUGCAAUACUUCUUUCUUAUUCCACAGAUUUUUGAACCAACUGGGACGGCAUAAUUACGUUACUCCUACCUCCUAUCUUGAACUUAUUGCUUCCUUCCAACAACUUUUAACUCAGAACCGAGAUAAUGUCAUGAAAGCAAAGAAAAGAUAUACUAAUGGCUUAGAUAAACUAGCUUUCGCUGAAUCUCAGGUAUGUCCAUUGUAACUAAGGUUGCUUACCCAUGCCUGGUUUUCAUGUAGUGUGAAGCUGUGAUUUGUUCAAGUAUUGGCAUAAGCUCAACACAUCAUCACCCUAAUUACUAUGUCCUUGCAGCUUUUCAGCUGCUCUGGGCAACAGCCAAACCAUGCCAUAUUAUUUCUCUGAUGCUGGUCAGAAACACUGGUACUAUUCUCUGCAGUGUAAUCCAGAAUCCCAACUAUCCAGAAGGGUGGUGAGGAGAUGUGGGUGGGGCACUGCAGCUUCCCAGGCUUCCCAAAACAGAUUGUUGCUCAUGCUUAACAAGAGCAAGAAGGAAGGGGUGAGGCUCAGGAAGUGUGGUGCAACCAUAGUUGCACUAAAACAAACCACAACUUAGAGAAAACACAGCCGGUAGCCUGGUUUGUUUUGCCCUUUGUUUUCAUUUAUUUGUUUCUGUGUGCUCUGUGUUUCACUCCUAAAACUUGUUGAUUGUGUUGAAAUUAGUUUUAUUCUAUCUUUAGAGCGUAUUAUAUUCUGUACUCUCUUCGAUAAAUUUGGCAACCUUCUCUGUUGUCAAGCUGUUCUGGUCGGCUAGGAGUAAGAACAGUUUGGCUUCACAAGAGUGGCCCGGGAUGGCAGAUAGGAGCGGCGUGAUGGUUUCGUCCCUGAGAUCUUUAUAUAGGGAGCAAGACAAGAGAACGUGUGACACAGUCUCUACGUAGCCAGCUCCACAGGGGCAGAGCCGGUUCUCAAAUGAAAUUUUUUGAUAUCUACCUUCAAGAACAGCUGAGGGUAACAUAUUUAGUCUGGCCAGUGUAAAGGCCCGUCUGAGUUUUGGAAUGGUUAAGGUAGACAAAUAAGGUGCCCGAAAAUCAAAGUGGGAGGGGGGCAGAUAAGCGUACCAAGCACUAAAUUUCUUAAUAUAGGCCAGAUUAUUCUGCUGCUCAAUAUCCUUCAUGCGCUGGUCAAUAAUAGUUUUGCCUUGGGGAGACCCAUUUUCAGGAGAUGCUGUGCUUGGAGGCCACAUAUAAGUAGUUUUUGAUGCACUACUUUGGACCCCCGACUUCUAUGAGCAUCUCGUGCUACUAGAGGUAGUAGUCCGGAUGGGUUUAAAUUUAAGCGAAGCCAAUAGUUAAAUGUUCUUAACCAGGUUCGGGUUUCGACAGAGAGGAGGCCAGUCUCCAGCCGUAGGGCCGCAUUUGGUGCGCAUGGUGGAACGGCUAGAAUCUGUCUUAAGACAUCUUAUUAUUAUUAUCAUUAUGUUUUACUACUAUUAUUUUAUUACCUCUGCCAAGUUUUAAGUAUUGAGAUUAUUAAUUUAUCUGCAUCUGGUUAUUAUUAUCUUUCUCCCUGUCCUGACCAUCCCUCCGAGGUUAUAUUUAAUAUUUAUAAUCUUGCAAUUUGGCUGGUCUAUUUACUUAACCGACCUGGAACAAUCUACCAGAGAAAAGCCCGCCGCCCAUGGGACAGAGGGUCAUUGAUGAAUGAUAAUCCAGUUUCUACCUAAGGUUUUAAUAGGUCAUAAGAUUUUAUGGUAUCUAUAUUUGUAAUGUAUUCUUGUCGAUGUUUGUCCUUCGAUGCUAUGGCCUGUCGGCUACGCAAAUAAAGUCUAUUGAUUGAUCUCUUCUUUUUUUGGUAACUGUUUGGAUAUUUAAAUGUAAACAAGUCUAAAAAUCUUUCAAAUGAAUCAAUCAAUCAAUCAAUCAAUCAUGUUGCCUUAUAAUACUUUGCUUAUGGCAGUAUCCAAUGUAUUUGUUUGGAUAUUUAAAUAUAAACAAGUCUAAAAAUCUUUCGAAUGAAUGAAUGAAUGAAUCAAUCAAUCAAUCAAUCAUGUUGCCUUAUAAUACUUUGCUUAUGGCACUAUCCAAUGUUUGUUCAGAAGUAAGGCCCAUUGCGUUCAGUAGGACUUCCCCCUAAGUAUUUCUUAAUGACACAUUUAAAUGCUUCAUUUAUCUUUUCCCCCAUUUGCCAUACUUUAAAGCAACUCAUGGAAAAUUGCUCUUCAUUUUAGGUUGGUGAAAUGAAGCAAGAAUUAGUUGAUUUGCAGCCUAAGUUGGAGCAGGCUAAAGUGGACAAUGCAAAUAUGAUGAAGGUAACGUUUCUGCUCCUAAAGAUGUGUCAAUGCUGCAGUGCACACAGUGGUCUAAAUGUUGCUGGUGUAGCUUAACUGGGCAUCUAGCAAAGGGCAGCUGGGGAAUGUCCAGUUUGCUUUAUUUCAGGCCAGUUGCAAUCCAGUAUGGCUAGGUCUAGAUUUCUACACACACAUACACUUAUAUUGAAAUAACAGCUGCGGCCCUUUUUGUAAUAAUUUCACUCUACCACACUGCACCCCAGGGAGGGUGUAACUACAAAGUGUGCCUCUAGCUGUAUAAUAUCAGCUGACUGGAAGCAGGGCUUAGAAUUUUAUGUAAAGUUCUCCUUUAUAACAUCAAUUCAUCUUUUCUAAAAUAAUAGCUUUUCUGAAUAAAUUAACAAAGAAAUCUGAUGGAGCUCUACAGGACUAUUCUACUACAUGGAACAUUUCAUUUCAUGUCUUCUUUCUUUAGAUAAUUGAGAAAGAAUCUGCAGAAGUUGAAGCAAAAAGCAAAACUGUAAAAAUAGAUGAAGAGCUUGCUACAGAAAAAGCAACAGAAGCCACAGCGCUGAAGAAUGAAUGUGAAAGUGAUCUUGCAGAGGCCAUUCCAGCCCUAGAGGCAGCAUUGUCUGCACUUGAUACACUGAAGGCAAGUUAAAUACAGUAAAUAGAAUAAGAGCAUGACCUGGAAUAGCAUUAUUUUGAUAUGGAUGAAUUGAAGGGGAGGUCCCAAAGCUUAGCAGUAGAGUACAUACUUUGCACGUAGAAGGUCCCAUUUUCAUUCCCUGACAUUUUCAGUUCAAGGAUCAGGUAGCCUGUGAUUGGAAAAACCUCUCCCUAAAGCCCUGGAGAGCCAUUGCCAGUCAGAGUCAAACUGCAGGUUAUGUUAAUCACUAGGUUUGCCCUUGAAUACAAGAUUUUUUUCUCCCCCACAUAAUCAGCAUGAAGAUUCCAUUCUUGUUCAGGACACUGGAUUGUGGGAUAGGGGACUUUAACCCUUUGGUCCCUGCUGUCCGGAUCAGAUAUUGCCAUCCAGGCCUGUUGUUUGCAUGAUGGUGGUGGUGGUGAUAGGGAAGUUCCUAUCGGAGUGAAUGGGGCUUUUCCCCAUACAAGUCCAGGUGAUUAAUGUAUCAGCAAUUUGUAGAGUUAACUUCUUGUAAAGGGUUCAGCUUAGCUUUACUCUUUUGCCUUCUCAUAUUUUAAUAUAUGAAGAUAAAAAUGAAUUAAUUGGACUGUGGAUUUCUAAAGAUUCUAGCUGCUAUAUGUUGACUUAUAAAUAAGUCACAUAAAUGUUAUGUGUUGACUGAUCAUAUUAUUAGGUAAAUCCUAGAUAUAGGUGAAAAAUUCAACAAGAAGACUGAUUUUGUUUGAAUAUAUCAUGUUUUAAAGCAUUAUAUACUGUAAUAGAAGUCAACAAUCUAUUUCAUUCUAGCCUUCAGAUAUUACAAUUGUGAAAUCAAUGAAGAAUCCACCAUCUGGUGUUAAACUUGUUAUGGCUGCCAUCUGUGUCAUGAAGGACAUAAAACCUGAAAAAGUUGCAGAUCCUUCAGGGAUUGGAGGAAAGGUAAAAAGGCUGACAGUAGAACAACAAAUAUCUAAUUACAAAAUUCCUAGGAUGUACAAGGGGAAUAUUUUUUAUCUUCAAGCAUGGAAGUUUUACUUCCUCAUGCAGGAAGCUUCAGCUUCCAUCAUACUGCUCAAAAUCUCAUGAAAAAUGUGAAUUAGAUUGUUAAUUAAUAUCUGAAUAGCUCUUUAGAAUCUUUUGUAUUUUCUUAUUUUCUUUUGUGUUGAAAUAUUUUACAUACUGCUUUAACUUUCUUUUAAAGAUUUUAGACUACUGGGGACCUAGCAAAAAACUUUUGGGUGACAUGAAUUUUUUAAGAGAUCUGAGAGAGUAUGACAAGGAUAACAUUCCAGUAAGUUUCAUAUGUAUGUUCUUAUUUGCUAGAGAGUCAAUGUGAAAGUGGUUUCCUUCCUUCCAGUUUUUUUAAAUAAAUUUUUCAGUUUAUACAUCUCAAAAUAAACAUUUUGCAUAAUACCAUGUAACAAUUGACUUCCCUCCUUCCCCUUUCAUAGUUCAUUUUACUUAUCUAUCAUUACUGCAUAUUUUACUAUAGCCAAUCUAAUUGUUUCUCCAUUUUACAUCCUUCAAAUAUUUACCAUACUGUUGAAUUUAUCUAAAUGCUACCAGCGUUUAAUUGUACACAAUUAUUUUUCUAAAUAUUCAGCAAAAACUUUCCACUCCUCUUUAAAUAAAGAUUCUUCUUGCUCUCUUAUUAUAUAAGUUAAACCUGCUGCUUCCACAGAUUCUAUCAUCUUAAGUUGCCAAUCUUCCUUACUAGGGAUCUCGCUCACUUUCCAUCUUUGGGCUAGCAAAAUUUGAGCCGCCGUGGUUGCGUACAUAAAUAAUGUGGUAAACAGUGGGUCUUCCUGGGGAAACAGCAGGGCAACUAAAAAAGCUCUUGGGAAAGAAGGGGCAAGCGGAAGUGUGGCUGUGCAUAUACUCCCUUGGUGCAUGCAUUAGCAGAAACUGAAUUACUGGAUCCUAAAUAUAAAUUUAUAUUCAACUGUAUGUAAUGUAUUUUUCAUAUAGGUAUCUGUGAUGCAGAAGAUUCGUGCUGAAUAUCUAACUAAUCCUGAGUUUGAUCCCCCUAAAGUGGCUAAAGCAUCCUCAGCAGCAGAAGGUUUAUGUAAAUGGAUUAUGGCAAUGGAAGUUUAUGACAGAGUAGCAAAGGUAUGAUUAUUUACCUUAUUUUUUCUCAACAUUGAAAAUUACUACAUAAUGCUAAUUUAUCCUCUAGGAUACUCACAUACACAUCUGAUAUAUACUUCAUCUAAAUAUAGUGGUUACCAGCCAUGGAUAGACUUACCCUCAGUGAUUUGUCUUAUCCUUUUCAAGUCAUAGUGUACUAACCCUAGAAUGGGCUGAAAAUGUCUAAAAGAUUCUACUACUGAGCAGUGGUGGAGCGUAAAGAAACGCUGCCCAGAGCGGGAUGCGCCCCUGGGAGGGGUGUGAUGCAGAAGGAGCCCCUUGUGGCUCUCCUUGCAAAACAGUGCAGGGGGUACACUUGCAUACCACAGUCCAGGAGAGUGAGUGGCAGCAUAGCCACCCACCCUCCUCUCUCCAUUGGGUGCGAAGAAGCAACAGGUCUCUCUGUUCCUCAGGUCAAGUUUGACCCAUGGAUGGAGGUGCUGUAGCUGGGCACCUCGCAUGCCUGCAGUCUCUCUUCCCCUGGGUCAGGGUUGAUCUGGGGUGGAGCUGUCACAGCUGGCAGCUUCUCUCCACCAUGGUGGAGCUUUGCGCAACACAGCUCAGCCAAGGAGAGAGGCGGCAGCUCUCUGCCACCAACUCUCCAUUCCGCCCUGGGUCAGACGUGACCUGGGAGCAGAACUGAAGCAGAGCUGCAUCUGGGCAUAAGGAAGCUUUCUGGGCAGCUCCCUCGCACCCUGGAGUCUGUUGUGGGGGUGCCUGGUUGUGCCCCUUCCAGAAAAUGCACCCAGGCCAAAGCCCCGCACCCCAGCACGCCCGCUACACCUCUGCCACUGAGGGUGAGUAGAUCUCAGUCUUGCCAGUGCUGAAUGGAAAGCUGGUUGGAAAGCCCAUAUAUUCUCUGAGGGGAGGGAUACAAAAGUGGCAAAUAGACAAACAGAAGGAAACAACACACUGACCAGUUAGCUGCCAAAACCCCUUAAAAUCCUGCAUAUGAUUUUUUUGACCAGUAUACAUUUGCCAUUAUAGGCAUCUGGCUGAAAAAGGCCCAAGGUGCAGCAUGAAAUUAAAAAGUAACAUUGAAUUUACUUCCAGUGUAACCAGAGUUUGCAGAAAAUUUUAAUGUAGGGGGGGGGUGGACUUGUAAACUAGCUAAAAAAGAAAACUUAAUUUUUCUUAGGGCACAAGUCUUAACCAAAUGCCUGGUGCAUGGAAGCAAGCAAUGUACCCACUUACCUGAGAGUAAAUCCCACCCAGAUACACUGAUUUCAUGUACUUUUCUAGAUUCAUUUUAUAUUACUUUAUCACCCUUAGUAAAAUUUAGUAAAAUUUUAUUAAAUGUAUCUAAUAGGUGGUUGCUCCUAAGAAAGCCCGUUUAGCAGAAGCACAACAGUCGUUGGCACAAACGAUGGCAUUACUUAAUCAGAAAAGAGCUGAACUUCAAGCGGUUGAAGACCGUUUGGAAGCAUUGCAACAAACCUUUGUUGAGAAAACUGAAGAAAAAGCUCGCCUAGAAUUUCAGGUGGACUUGUGUGCUAAAAAGCUGGAAAGAGCAGAAAAGCUUAUUGGAGGACUUGGUGGAGAAAAAUCAAGGUCAGAUGAAAAUACAUUCUAGCAAGAACUAGAUUUAAGACACACAUGUUGUAUAAAAUAAAUUAUAUUUAGUAGAAUACACAGAAACAUUUUGAAAUGAAAAAGUUAGCUUACAUAAAUAAAAAAUGUCCCCAAACAUUAUCUGUAUUUCAAUUGUUUAAAUAACAUACAACAUGAUUUUUAAAUAAGAUACAAAUGCCACUUUUAAUUCUUAUAACAGUUCCCAUGUAACUGGAAUAAAUGCUGAUGAAAUAGGCCUUUUUUUUUUUAACCUAAUUUAAUAUUGUGUUUCCCCCUAGGUGGUCUAAUGCAGCAAAUGAUCUUCAAAACACAUAUGAUAAUUUGACAGGAGAUGUCUUGAUAUCAGCAGGAGUGAUAGCUUAUCUGGGUGCUUUCACUUCUGGAUUUCGACAAGAGUGUGCAAAAGAUUGGAGCAAGCUAUGUAAAGUAAGAUUGUGUGAAACUAGUAGUUUUCAUCCAGUGUACCGUGGCACCCUGGGGUGCCUUGAAUGAUGGUCAGGAUGCUGCAGACAACACUGGCCUCUGUCCCUCUCUCCUUCCCUCCCUCCUCUGAUGCCCUCUCACAUCUUUCUCCCAAAGGCUUGCAUAGCUGUUUGUUGCAGCAGCCCUGGCUACAAGCUCCCCAGCUGAAUGAUGCCUCUGGGGCUGGCCAGGGGGUGCUUCCCAGCCCCCUGUGGGGCAGUAAGAGGACACACUUCUCUUUGGGGCAGGGGAAGCAGCUCAAAGACCAGGGGCAUCAGCUGCGGCUGCCCAGAGGACUCCCAAGGAGAGGGGAGAAGAGAGGAGGCUGAGGGAAGACUCCAUAAGGGAAGGUGUUCAAAAAAGGGUGAGAGGCUGCCAGUUCUGCAGGCAAGGGGUGACACAACUGGGCUCCUAAGCUCCACAGGGGUGCCUCAGAAAGAGUGUAGUUGGUUGAGGCAGCCGUGGACCCAUAAAAGUUGAAAACCUCUGUGUUAAAGUAUCUCCAGAACAAAGUCCUCUCCUAGUGCUGGCUCUUUCAGUAGAUCCCAUAUCUAUGUACAGGUCAGGGAACAGUGAAAUGUAUUUUGUUGAUUAUGGUGGGUAAGUUUCAAGUGUUUAUGGGGAUUUUUAAAUUAAUGGAAUUAAAUAAUUUUUGAUGGCUUUGAUAGGAGUUCAGUGUAGCACUAUGGCAAUUGUUACAUUAGUGCAAACAUUUCAGCUUGCCAGAUGAAAUGAACUCUCCCUCUCUUUCUUCCAUGUACUGUUUUGGGGGCUUUCCCAAUACUCCUUGAGUCAAUUUGGGGGCAGGGAGGUAGAGGCGAUGGGGGGAAAGUCCUGUUGUGCUUGUAGAAGUUUAUGAGCAGGCUUCUGCUAGCAGGACUUGUUAGUUGAAUCUUGCCCUUUGAGUUGCAUCCAUUGCUAGUUCUUCUUUGAGUAGAUCCAUUAAAAAGAAUGAGCAUGACUAAUUUACGUCCAUUUAUUUCAGAGGGUCUACUGUAAGAAGGACUAACAUUGAAUACAACAUAAUGGGACGCAUGGCCUGAUCCUUUGUUUCUCACUUUGCUUGCUUGUUGAUUUAGUGUUAUCUGAAAUGUUUGGAUAUACUUUUGCUAGGAAUGUGAUUGACAGAUGGAAACAAUAUAAAUAACUGGAGGAAAAGUCAGCAGCUUUCAAGAAUGUAUGGCCAAGUUGUAUGCAAGGACCCCCACUUCCUGGGCCACUCUUGUCAGUCCAGGGAAACACACUCGAGUAGGUUCCAGGCAUUUUAAUGUGGUUUUGUGGCUUUAGCCAAAAACAAAACAAUCCCAACUCAAAAAAUACCCUCUAAGAGCUUAUUAGCCAGAACAUAUUCUUAAAAGUUGGGUUGCAUUCAGCUGAUUCUCCAUUCUUAGGCGUCUCUUCAGUUCAGCAGGUGUUUCUGUGAAUGGAAUCUGGGAAGCCAAUUUUUGCAGAUUCUCUCUUCUGCAUCCUCCUGUGCCCCCCCAGCUGCUCCAGUGUGGUUGGGGACCCUUUGAAACAUGGUGGGAGGUGGUGCCAGGGAAGGCUGCAAGGGUUUUUGUGAAAAUUGCCCUUUUCCUUACCAUUCAGAGAAGCCACCACUAAGCCAAGAGCCUACUAUGCAUAAUUGGUUAUAACUCAUUGUAGUGACUUGGAAAAAUAUUUUUGUGAUUGCCUGCUGUGUCCUUUCCUCAUUUUCUGUCACCUGCCCUCCUAGAAACUGAGGUUCAGUACAAGCCAUUAACUGGUUUUAUAUAAAUUGUUCAUAAAUACUUGAUAUUAAGGAAAAAAUUAUUUGUCUUUACAGGAGAAAAAUAUACCUUGUUCUGAGAGCUUCUCCCUGAGUAAAACACUUGGUGAUCCAAUAAAAAUUAGAGCCUGGAAUAUUGCAGGUCUUCCAACAGAUCAGUUUUCUAUAGACAAUGGUGUGAUUGUCAACAACUCUAGACGUUGGUAGGUAAUGCAAACCUAUUAUUUUGCUAAACUAAACUAAAAUGAGCUUACUGCAGUAAUAUUUAUACUUUCCAUAACGCUGAUUCAGAUUUCUAAUAUAGUUUUUAUGAUGGCCAAAAUUGUCCUCAAAAUGAUUUAAAUAUGUAUUUGACUGCUUUUUGAGAAUAUAAAGUGUCAAGUACAUAAAAUAAAAAUAAUCAUGACAGCCUGAAUACAUAGAACAUAGGAAGCUGCUUUACACUGAGUCAGACGAUUGGCCCAUCUUGUUCAGUAUUUUAUACAGCAAGGAGCCUGUGGUCCUUGGUAUUGGAAAGUGAAUGUCCCAUGUAUGGAUGAGCUGCCAGUCAAUUUGGACCAAGGGAGAGAGCAGGAAUAAGGAACUACCAGUAAUGAUGGAGGGUCCUUGGGCAUUUGCAGCAAAAUUGAUGGGGGGAGGUGUGUGUUGCAAAAUAUUGUUAUAGGUAGGUAGCCAUGUUGGUCUGCCGUAGUCGAAACAAAAUAAAAGAAUUCCUUCCAGUAGCACCUUAGAGACCAACUAAGUUUGUUACUGGUAUGAGCUUUCGUGUGCAUGCACACUUCUUCAGAUACACUGAAACAGAAGUCACCAGUCCCUUAUAUAUAGUGAGAGGGUGGGGAGAGGUAUUUCUCAGAAGGGUGGUGGGAAUGGGUGAUUGGCUGAUAGGUGUGGUAAACCUGUUGACGACUGUUAAAGACUGCAAUUGGUCUUACAGGAAAAAGGUCUCUCCAUGGUUUUAAGUUUGGCAAUAAGUUGCAAUUCAGCUUUAUUGUGUUGAUUUAAUUCAGAUUUAUUGUGUUGAUGACAUGAAACAAAAUAUGGGGGAAAUAUAUUACGUCAAACUUCAUGGGGUAUCUGAAGAGAGAGGCUGACUUUGAUCACAUUCUCCUCAGCAAUGAUAUAUGUCAUAGAGGGUAAAAGCGUUUGGUUUGCAUUUCACGCAGUUUGCCUAUGAAUCAAAAAGGCAGAAAGGUGCAUAUAGCGGCAAAGCAAGUUAAAUUUUGAUGCAGUAGGGGAAAGCCUGAAAAACUGCAGCUAUUAUUUUAGCUAGUAAUUUAAAACAAUUGUAGGCUUUGAAGGGGAAAAGAGUUACUGACUCAAAUGCCAAAUCAAUUUCUGAGACUGAGAAAAAAAAUAUUAUAAAGGUGUACCCCAGUAGUCAUAAACUAGUAAAUCAUUCAGAUUAUGAAUCCAGAGAUUCCAGUUAUAUAACCAUACUGUGGAUUCUAUUGUAAAGUUCCCUUUGAGAUCCUGUUCGAAAGCAUACCACCACAAGUAGAUAAAUAGGUACCAAUGCGGCAGGAAAGUAAAUGGUGUUUCCGUGUGCUCUGGCACUCAUUACAAAGUCCCAUGCGCCAGAAGAAGUUUAGUCAUGCGGGCCACAUGACCCAGAAAAGCUGUCUGCAGACAAACGCUGGCUCCCUCAGCCUGAAAGCGGAGAUGAGUGCCGCACCCCAUAGUCAAAUUCAACUGGACUUAACGGUCCAGAGGUCCUUUACCUUACCUUACUAUUCUAAUGUGUUUUUAAAAAGUAAAUUGCUGUAGGCAGUAAUUGAUUAUUAAGCAUUCAUUCUUUUUUUAAAAAAAUGAAAAUCUGAUAUGUUGCAGGCCGUUAAUGAUUGAUCCCCAGGGUCAAGCAAAUAAAUGGAUAAAAAAUUCUGAAAAAGAGAACAGGCUGAGCGUAAUAAAAUUCACAGACACAGACUACAUGAGAAUUCUAGAAAACUGCAUUCAGUUUGGAACUCCACUUCUGCUUGAAAAUGUUGGAGAAGAAAUUGAUCCUUCACUGGAGCCUCUGCUUCUUAAAUCAACUUUUAAACAAGGUACAACAAAUCAUUAUGAUCUCCAAACUAUAUUGGAGUAUUUAUUGGAUAUUUCUUGUACACUUUAUUGCAUUGUGUAAUACUUUUCUUUUUAUUCCUUAAAUACUGCUGCAUAGCAACAGAUGAAGGUAAUACAUGAAAGCAUGUUUGAGUUUAGAUCUUUAUUUUAUGAAAUAGUCUGCAUGCAGUGUCUUGUAUAGUAAUAGAUUGAAAUAGAAAAACCUUAAUACUAUUUUCUUUAAGAUCGAGUUACCAUACUGCAUAUACAGUAAUCAGAAACGUUUUGUGCUGCUUUGAUCACUCUCUUCUGUUAAGCAACAAUUACAAAGUGAAGAGAGUUAGAAGGACCUUUUUUAAAGAAGGACCAAACUUAAUUUCCUUAAACAGUUGUAUAAAGGAUAAUAUUUUGGCAGGUGCAGAUAUUCUUGUCAUACACUCUGCUAGUUUUAAAUAAAAAUAAGAAGCCUCACUCUUUCGCCAGUGACUCAGCUUAGUCACAAAAUUUGGGUUCUCCUGAGUGCAUACAAAGUAAUUUAUACCAGUUUUAAAACGUCUAAGAGGGAAACAUUUGCUUAAUGCCGCCAAAAUACACACUAAUAGCAGUAAGGAAGUAGUUUGCUUCCUCUUCCCUGGUGUUGUACCAAUGAAGGCUCCAGUCUGACCAUGUGAGAAGUAAAAAUAUAUACAUCUUUCUGUUUAAUUCUGGUGCUACAGAAGAGCACAUAGAGAAAAGCAGGUUUGUUGUUGCAGUACCAAGGACAACGCCUGAUGAGCUACUUGCUCCAACAAAGGUUGGAAGCACACUGAGUCCUUUUGAGGCUCUUCCUCCAGUCUCUCUCUCCAAGGCUCUGUCUCCUCAUGGAGAACUGUUCUUUUAAAGUGCCAACCCGCUCAUCUGAAGAUAGGCAUUUCUGCAUUCCAGGGCCUCCCACCUGGCAUGCUCCCUGUCCUGUUGGGCAGGAGAGGCAUUGUGGAAGGCAUUCAGUUCCUCAGACCCAAGGGAAGGUGUCUGUGAGGGUUUCUGGCUGUGGUUCUAGAGACCAUGGUGCGGUGAGAGUUGGUUCAGUGGUCUUCUGCCUGCCAGUCUCAGGUUCAGUGUGACCUGUUUACCAGCAUUAGGUAGAGCAAGGAACCUGGUCUGGCUCCUUAACAGCACUGUAGCCUCCAGCUCGGUGUUCUGGUCACUGCUGACAAUUUCUCUUGAAGCAGGAAAGUAGGUAGAUUUUAGACACCUAGGUCCCAGGGUUCCCAUUAACUGUUCAAGUCACCCAGCCGCAGGAAGAUGACUUGACUUCAUGUUGAGACUUGGAGAAAUCAAAUGGAUUCUCUAGUUUUAGCUCCCUUGAAUUAAAAUAAACACCAGACUUUUCUGAAAGCAAUGCAGAAUGCUGCCUAGCUCCUCUGCAUUUCUCCACUGCACGAUUCGGAUGUUAUUCUGCAAUUAGGAAAGCUUGAUUGCAGAAUAUAUAUAUUUUUGUGCAUAGGGAAAAACAACUAAAUAUGUUUGUCUUUUCAACUCUAGGGGGCAUGGAUUGCAUUCGGCUUGGUGAAACAAUUAUUGAAUAUUCCUUUGAUUUCAAAUUUUAUAUUACCACAAAAUUAAGAAAUCCACAUUAUUUGCCUGAACUAGCUACCAAGGUUUCUUUACUCAACUUCAUGAUUACUCCAGAAGGCCUUGAAGAUCAGCUUCUAGGCAUUGUUGUAGCAAAGGAAAGGUAAAUGUUCGUAUUCUCCACAGGGCAUUUUUGAAGGGUGGCAGGUGAUGGGCUUCAAUGUAGAGUGUGGCUCCUCCCUGUGCAACCAGCAUAGUAUGUAAUAUUUGAUAUAUAUCCUUUUUUUAGACCAGAAUUAGAGGAGGAACGGAAUGCUCUAAUUCUCCAGUCAGCCAGCAAUAAAAAACAACUAAAAGAUAUAGAAAAUAAGAUUUUAGAAACAUUGCAGUCUUCUGAAGGGAAUAUUUUAGAAGAUGAAAGUGCCAUAACGAUUUUGGACUCUGCGAAACUAAUGUCUAAUGAAAUUACAAAGAAACAGCAGGUAAGCAACUUCAGGGUUCGUAAGUGAUUGUUGUAUUAAAUGAAUGGUGCACUGUUUGUGAAGUUAUCCAAGCUUAGGCUUGGAGCUGAACCUCAGGAACCUGUAAAACCAAGAAAGCUGCCUUAUCCCAAAUCAGACCAAAGGGACAACCUCUCUGCAUACAAAGCAGCUGCUCUAAUACAGAGCGUUUCCCUGUCUCAAAAGUAGCUUUAAUAGGUUGCUGAUGACCAGAAUGGGACCCAUCUCUAGUGUGGUCUGCAGUUACUGUAUUGUGAACAUAAAUUUAUUUACCUUUAGUUUACAUGGGUAGAGCUGGUAGGGAGGUAGGCAGGUUUGUAGAAAUUGCCUUUUUAGAUAAGUGCAACGACUGAUACUGCUUGGUGAAUCCAAAAAAACUGCGGAGACUGCGCCUGUCUCCCAGAGUUCUUUGAUCUCCUGCCUCCGUCAGGAGCCCCAAGCCUCUUCGACUUAGAUCAAAAUCUGAGUGGGAGAAGAAUACCUGGCAAGCCCCCCUCAUGCAUCUCUGUGCCCUUCCUCAUCCCUAAGCGUUAUCACUGCCCCCAGCACUCCCAAAUCACACUCCUUCCUUCCAUUAAGGUUAGUGGUGGCUGCACAAACAUAGGAACAGGAGAUACUAAAAAAAGAGGAACUUUUUCACUCUGCUUCUGUCGUUCUAUUGCCCUGGCUAACAGCAUGAUCGAGUGCAGAGAAUUACUGGAACUGCUACUCAGAACUUGUAGGAGUCAUUUUGAAAACUACAGUUCCCAUAUUCUCCUUACCCUGUAACACUAUUAACGAGGGCAGUGGAGGAGUGUGAAGGAGGCAGCCUCACCUGUUGUCACUUCUGCUCUCAUGCUGCCGAUGUAAACAAUGCAAAGCAGGGGUGGGAGACCUCAGUCUUUGGGUAAAAAGAGCAUUCAGAAAUACAUUAUACUAGGCAAACUUGCUUGGCAAAAGUGUUUAUACUAGAAGAAAUUCACACAAAAAUGCUGAUAAAAUUUUCAUGAUCUUUUAAAAAUUGAGAGCUGGUGUAGAAAUGUUAAGAACUGAACUUAAGAUUGGCAAAGUGAGAAACACAGAGAAACUGAAAUAGACAGGUUUGCCCAUCCAUAGGUGCUUGUGUGUGUGUGUGUUUGAAAACCUCUGGCUUUGUCAUAGCUGGAGUGACUGUACAAAGAUAAGAGUCACAUCCAUUGCUCAACACAUGUUUGCAUCUCAUCCCACCCUCCAUGUUAUGUGUCCCCUGAAAGUUUGCCCACAAUGGAAUAUAGCCCUCAGGGUGAAAACAUUUUCCUUCCCCUAGUGUAAAGGAUCUGGUUCCUCUGAUUCCUGAUUCCAGGUGUCCUUCAUUCACAUCAGUAUCCUUUGCAUGGAUACAUGGUACGCUAUCCCACAGUGGGAGUCGGAUCAUAGGACUUGCUGCACAAGCCAUGACAUUAUACUGACAUUGCACGGACAAUUGCUGUAUGAAAAUAUAAUGAGAAAAAGGUUUAGGGCCAGCCUUCUACUCUGCUGUUUAUUGAAAACAAGGGGAAGUGCCAUAUCAUGUGCUACAUUUGGACAUCAUUUUAUUAGUUUCUACUAAUAAAUAUAUUCUCUUUAGAUUGCAGAAAAAACUGAAAUUAAAAUAGCACAGUCUCGAGAAGGCUACAGACCCAUUGCAAAGCAUUCAUCUGUACUGUUCUUUAGUAUUGCUGAUCUGGCUAAUAUUGAUCCCAUGUACCAGUAUUCUCUCAGUUGGUUUGUAAAUCUUUACAUCAACUCUAUUCAUGACAGGUGAGCAGUUACUAACUUUAGUUCUUUGAUUUCUGUUUUGUUUUGAAAUACUGAAGCCAGUUUUUAAGCACAUGUAUCAUAUUAUUCCAUGUAUAACACUCCCCCCUGUAUAAGACAACCUCUAUUUUUUUGGACCUCAACCAAUUUUUGGGGGGGUGGGGAUGCUGAAAGUUUAUUUAUUUAUUUAGAUCAACAUUUUAAAUUAAAUAUACAUAUAUGUCCUUUAUUUUCUAUUUUUAGCAACAAGUCUAAAAUCUUGGAAAAAAGGCUGCGAUAUCUGAAUGACCAUUUCACAUACAACUUGUAUUGCAACGUUUGCCGUUCCCUGUUUGAGAAGGAUAAGCUGCUGUUUUCAUUUUUAUUGUGCUGUAAUCUUCUAAUGUAAGAGGCUCUGUUUCCUGGAAUCUUUUGAUUAACUAGUAAUACAUUGAUUUCUUUAGGCAGGAGCAUCUUAAAAACAAGAAAAGCAGCAGUUAUCUUCCAAGUACCAGUGUUUUUGCUCUGGGAAAUUAUUGCAGCCAUGGAGCCUGAGGAUCCUGCUUGCACCACAACUAAUGAAGUAGGGGGUGUAAUUGGACUGUGCAGAUUAGCCACUCUAGCUAUUUUGUCAGAUUGUCUCAUUUCUCAAUUCUUUGCCUCUUUUCUGUCCACAUGUUUCCUUUCAUUUUUCCAUAGACACUUUCAUUGCUUCAGUCUUGGAAGGUGCUUGACUGUUGAAUUGGACAGGGGUGUUCCAGCUUGUAAUUCCACCACUGGAUACUAUUGGUGAAAUUGCACAAGUGCUUCCCCCAGUCCCUGUACAACCCAACUAUGCUACACAAGAGCAUUAGUAAGUGUAGGUAGGAGUGAAUAAAAGCAGAUGGAGGCAUGCUUUCCAGAGAACCACUGACUGUCAGAAAAUGUGUAGUAAGUUUGUUACAAGUGGGACAUGAGCGCUGAUCCAGUUGCCUAGAACAGCAUGUCAUUUUAACUGCAGGAGAAAAAGUUUAUAAAUCAAUACAUGAACAUUAUUCUGUGGUGUGUUUUAUAAAAUAAAAGAUUAUGUCACAUAAUUGCAUUUCAAACUAGAAUAAUGAUGUCGACUUAAAACAACAUUGUUUUUUAAAAUAGGGCUAAAAAAGAAAUAGAGCACCAAGAAUUUAUGUUCUUAUUAACUGGAGGAGUUGGCCUCAAGAGCAAAUACAAGAAUCCAGAUCCCUCUUGGAUACAAGAUAAAAGCUGGGAUGAACUCUGCCGUGCAAGUGAUAUGACUGCUUUUAAAGGACUACGGUAAAACAGAAAAUCUGCUGUAACAUUACUAGUUUUGUUUCCUUGGGGUACAAGCCCUCUCCAAUAAAUGUAGGGAGGUGAAUGAGUGCUAGGUUGUGGUUUUCCUAUAGUCAAGGUCAGUACAAGGUGACCUUAGAGCCCCUCUCCAGCAAAUACCAAGUAGUGGACUUCUGCACCCUGCCCUGGGCCCCUCCCCAUAUACCGUAUUUUUCCGUGUAUAGGAUUUUUUCCUAAAAAAUAAUGUCCAGAAUUUGGGGGCAUCUUAUACACGGAUAGAUCUCCCCCCAUUGUCUUAAAUCGGAGUCCCCCAAAAUAGAGGGCGUCUUAUACAUGGGGGCAUCUUAUAGACGGAAAAAUACAGUACAUACUGUUAGUGCAGUAGUGAUAUUGCCAUUGCAAUCCCCCUGCCCUACAGACCACCUAAAUUCAAUGAAGCAAGACAUGGCAACUGAUACAUAGCAACAACUGAAUUGGCUACAGAUGUAAGAGGUUUGGCAUAGGUAGAACCACCCACUUCUGGCCUGCUUGCUGCCCAACAAGCAUGAUGAUAGGACUUCUGGCACCACAGCAGCAAUCUGUGCUGGGUCCCUGAGGACCUAGAGCAAUUUUGAAGGUACCACGGGGCCCCACGCUCCUUCUGGGUCACCCACAAGCACCAUGAACUCUAGGAAAGGUUGACAUCUGGAAGAGCUCUUACUAAAUGGAAAGCUGAAGUCUAAGCAUUUCUGGUUUACACUUUCUGUAGGAGUCAUAUAGCUGAAGAACUCAAAGAAUGGCGUAAAAUCUAUGACAGUAAAGAACCCCAAAAUGUUCCUUUACCAAAACCAUGGAAUACAAACCUGAAUGAAAUAAAGAAGAUGAUUGUUCUUCGAUGCCUGAGACCUGACAAGGUAAAAUACAUGAACGUAAUUUCAAAAAUGAAAUAAAACAUAAAUGUGUUAUUGGUGUCUUUAAGGCUAUUUCAAAUAUUCAGAUCAAUUUAAUAUUAGUUUCUUUAGGAAGAUUGCUCUUAAGCUAUGAGCUGAGUCUACCUAUCUGUGUAUUACGGUCAUUGACUACAAGAUUUAGAUUUCUAUUUCUUCAAAGUCCCUAAAUAAUUACUAUUUAGUGGUCCUAGAUGAAACAAGCUAGAUUUUAUGUUUUUUUUUAACAAAAUCCUAUUUUAUGCUGAAGAUUUCUUUUAAAACAGAUUUCACCUGCUAUAACUACCUUUGUGACUGACAAACUUGGAAAGAAAUUUGUUGAGCCACCACCAUUUGACCUAACAAAAAGCUACUUAGAUUCAAAUUCUACAAUCCCACUCAUCUUUGUUCUGUCUCCUGGAGCAGAUCCUAUGGCCAGUAAGUUAAACGCUGUGGUGCAUUUUUCUUUUGAAUCAGUCUUCCAGUUAUGGCUCUUAUUCAUCAUGUGACUCUGAAAGAUUAAUUUGAAACUGUGUAUAUUUUAAAAUCAAUAAAAAUUACUUAAUUUUUUAAAACACAAAUCUGAUUGUUAGUCAUCUGCAUUUAUAAGUGAAAAUGAAAUGAUACAAAUAGCUUCAGUUUUGCAUUUUGUACUCUGCCUUUUCCAAUUAACACAGAAUAAAAUAUGGCACCUUUCAUGACAGGUCUUCUGAAAUUUGCAAAUGACAAAAAUAUGAUUGGAAACAAGUUUCAGUCCAUAUCUCUGGGACAGGGACAAGGACCAAUAGCGGCAAAAAUGAUUAGAUCAGGAAUGGAGGAAGGGACUUGGGUUUGCUUACAAAACUGCCACCUUGCUGUCUCCUGGAUGCCAAUGCUAGAGAAAAUCUGUGAAGAGUUCAGUGCUGAAACUUGCAAUGGCACUUUCAGACUCUGGCUGACUAGUUAUCCAUCACCCAAGGUACUUUUAUUUCCCAAGGAUCCAUUAAUGAGAGAUGUAACAAUCUAUAAAAUCAUGUUAUAGGUUUUCCAUGAAUCCCAAACUGUCCCAUGGGUCUUCAUUUCCACCUGGCGUCCAAGGCAGGAAAUGCAUGAGAGUUGAGGAAUUUGCAGCUGCUUUCUUUCCUCACUUAGUCCAUCUCCUGCCUUCAUCUGCUUUGUCCUGUGACCUCUUUGUCCUGUGACCUUGGCUCCUCUCGUUUGAUGAUUUGUGUGUGUCUUGUCAACUGCGUACUUAUAAAACAAUUUCAUAUUCUGUACUAAAUAAGAGGUGCGUAAUCUGUAAAUGAUCAUGCCUUUUGCCAAGUUUUUCAGCUCUUCCUUUUUUAAAGAGAAGGAUUCUCUAGCACCACCAUCUGAGUCAAUGUGUCUACUUUGAGUAGGACUAGCAUUGAAUACCACCCUUUUUAUAGACAGGGUGAAUAUAUUCAUGUUGCUUUUGUUAAAUUCUCUUAUCAAGGUCUGUUGUUUUGUAACAGUCAGAGGUUGAAAGGAGAAGCUUAGGAAGUCCUUUUAAAGCCCCACCCUUUCCCAACCCCACCCUUUCCCAUUUGGGGCAUGACUUCUCCAUGAUAGCUCCUGGGCCAAACUGGGAGGCCCCGUAGACCAGGUUUAGUCUGGGGGGGGGGCAGAGUUUCCCUGUCCCCUGGUGCACUUUAAGGUUCUCAAUUGUUUGUUUGCAGCUGCAGCUUUACCUGCCACACACAUCUGAUACUGUCUGUAUGCAGCCUUGUGGACAUCUGGCAGUCCUAUUUUGUCCCUUGAUCUGAAGACCCCUUGUGCAUGAGAUAUCAGGACACAAAAAGAAUAGGAAUAUUAAUUAUAUGACAAUAUAUUACAUUCUUGUUUUGAACCACUUUCUAUACCAAAUAAUUGAACAGAAAUCAUAAUGCGGUGCUGUUGCCAUACUUGUUUUUCCUAGUUCCCAGUAACCAUUUUACAGAAUGGUGUUAAGAUGACAAACGAGCCUCCUACAGGCCUUCGGUUAAACCUGCUUCAGUCCUACGUCUCCGAUCCUCUUUCUGAUCCUGCCUUUUUUGCUGGGUGCCCUGGAAAGGAGCAGGUAAAUUUUCUCUCGGAAGUUGUUAACAUGUUAAGUAUCCACAAAGCUUCUUGGCUGUUUUGCUUGCUCAAGAUUGUUGUCUUCAGUAUGACCUUUAACUUUAAGAUUUAAAGUACAGCAGGGUUGCAUCUUUCAUGGGAGUUACAUUUGAGGGGAUUGUGCAUAAAGCUGAAACCCUGUACUGUACUGUACAGUUGUACCUCGGAAGUCGAACGCCUUGCAAGUUAAACGUUUUGGCUCCCGAAUGCCACAAACCCAGAAGUGAGUGUUCCGGUUUGCGAACGUUCUUUGGAACCCAAACGUCCAACACGGCUGCUGCGGCUUCCAAUUGGCUGCAGGAGCUUCCUGCAGCCAAUCCGAAGCCGCACCUUGGUUUCCGAAUGUUUUGGAAGUCGAAUAGACUUCCGGAACAGAUUCCGUUUGACUUCUGAGGUAUGAUUGUAUACUCAGAAUAAUGCUGGAACGUCCCCCAUGCAACCAUCCCUACCUUUCUGAAGCCAGCACAUUGAGCAGGCCUUGCUUAGGGGGCUCUGAGAAGCCCCUGCAUGAUCUCGUGGGAGCUCCCAAAACCCACAAGAGACCUUCCCAGAUUCCAAUAAGCAAGUCUGAAAGCUGUUUCAAGGCCUGGGAAAGAGCAUUUAAGGCUUGCGUGCAUUUAUUUUGUGCAAUAUCAGUUGGCCAGUUGCCAAGCACGUGAAGCUGUGAUCACUCAAGUGAAAUGUGUGCAAGUUGCAAGUCAACUGUACAGUAUAGACCUAUAUUUUGCAUGGAUGUAUGGUGCCUGUAUUCGCCAUAGUUUGUUUUACAAUAGCUUCUGUCCACGUAUUUUCUAUCAUCUACCUGUUAGCAUAUAUUCUCCCUCUGCCAGACAAAUAAUUUGUAGGCUUUCUAUUCAGCUGCCUUCUACUAAAAAAAAUGAGGAGGAGGAGGCCUAUCUCAUCCUUCUUUCAAAUGGAUCAGGGCAGCAAUAAUACCACCACCCCAUUUUAUUAUUGCUGAAUAUAGUGCAAAAUACUAAUCACAAUAGAGAAAAAUAAAUUUUAUUUUUGAGUAUCUGUGAAGGAAUAGAACUUUCAGCCAUGCUGCAUUGUGUAGUACAAUGGUUGAUUUCUCCUUUAAAAGCUCUCCUGCAAUAGGAGAGUCAAAUGUUGAAAGUUAAAAGUUAAAGGGGAUGUUCUGCCCAGGAAAUUAUGCUCAGGGGAGGGUCAAAGGAACUCUAGGAACUUGGAAAUGGAGGAGACAUAGGCAUGUUAAAGGAGGUUAAAGGAUGUUUAGUGGAUGCAGCCAGAGAAAAAUAAAGAUAUCCACUUAGGUAUGGACUUACUGACUGUAAUGGGACUCCUGAGAUGUAUCAGUAUUAUUCAGGAUAAUGAAAGAUAUCAUUUAGUAUAUUAGGGUUGCUGUAUUUCAAAAGGUGAAAAUCCAGACACAAAAGUUGUUGAGCUAUCUAAAAAAAAAAGGGGGGGGAGAAGUUUUUGAGCUAUUUUUAAGGGAAAUUGCCGACACUGCUGACAAGGGUUGCCAUACAUCUAGAUUUCCCCAGACAAUUCAGCAAUUUCUGCUGAGACACUGUUCCCGACAGCAGAAUUCUGGCUGUGUCUGGGAAAUUUUGGAUGCAUGGCAACCCUAGAGUAUAUAUAUUUAUCCUAAUAUAUCUAGUAAUAUACAUGUAUGUAGAUUGUAUAUAGAUUGAUAUACUUUCUUCAGCUUUGGUUACAUUGUCCUAUUUCCAUUUGUUUUUAUUUCCUAAAGAGAUGGGAGAAACUACUCUUUGGAGUUUGUUUCUUUCAUGCUCUUGUUCAGGAGAGGAAGAAAUUUGGGCCUCUUGGAUGGAAUAUUCCAUAUGGAUUUAAUGAAUCAGACUUGCGUAUCAGUGUAAGACAGCUUCAGGUAAAGAUAUUUAUUCCUUCUGCAGCUCAUCUAGGGCCUUGAUAAAGAAUCAUAAAUAGAUUUCACUUGUGCAUUAGGGUCCCAAUGUUGGUACAAGUAUUCAUCCUUCCUUUUGCAUGAGUACCAAGACUUGUUGUCAACAGCAAUUUGGUGAUGUCUGGGAAGUUCUGUGUAACACAGCUCCACUGUGUAAAGGAAUUUGGGGUGGUUUGUGCAAAAAAGGGGGAGUGUGGGUGGCAGUUGUUCUUUAUGAAAGAUCCUGAGGGAUCUCAAAAAACAAUACCAGAGUCAGUGUUAGCUAGAACAGUGUUCAAGAUUUGCUUGUUUGUUUGUUUGUUUGUUUGUUAAAAAACACAGGUCUGUAAGUACACUUGCCAAAUAAUAGGAUGUUGCUUAAUCUGUAGCUGCAGACUAUAGUUUCUGUAUGCUGAAACAAGCCUUUAGCAGCUGGCUAAUCAGCAGUUAGAUAUGCUAUGUUAAAGUUAUUCAAAUACUAGAUUCUGAUCAAAGAGUUCAUAUAUGAAUUAUGCACCUUUUCAUCAUACAAACCAUCCGUAAAUUAGAGCAAAUAAGAAUGUAAGGUAUUAUGUCAUGUAUAGCCUGGAUGCUUAUAACAGUAAUUUCAGAAGCUCCCUAUGCCACUUCAUUCGUAUAUUCAGCAAUGGUUAUUUAAAUAAAAUAACUGAAUUGUUUUGAAAAUCUAAAUUCAAUGUGCUUCACAAAAUUUAUAUAUUAUAUGUAGGGUUUCAUCCAAUGCUAGACCUACUUAAAAAUUGAAAUUAAUGAACAGGUUUAACUUGGGUCCACUCACUUCAGUGGAUCUGCUCUGAGCAGAACUAGCAUUGGAUAUAGCCAGUACAGUGGUGCCCCGCAAGACAAAUGUCUCGCAAGACGGAAAACCCGCUAGACGAAAGGCUUUUCCGUUUUUGAGUUGCUUCGCAGGACGAAUUUCCCUAUGGGCUUGCUUCGCUAGACGAAAAGGUCUUGCGAGUCUUGAGAUUUUUUUUCGCUUCCCCCCCCCUUUUUCUAAGCCGCUAAGCUGCUAAUAGCCUUUUAGCAGCUAAUCCGCUAAGCCGAUAAGCCUUUAAUAGCCGCUAAACCGCUAAUAGCGCUAAGCCGCUAAUAGGGUUGCUUCGCAAGACGAAAAAACCGCUAGACGAAGACACUUGUGGAACAGAUUAAUUUCGUCUUGCGAGGCACCACUGUAAUAUUGAUAAAAUGUGAUAUGCAUAGAAUGCUUUCAGUUGAAUAAAUUCAUCAAUAUUGCCCAAACUUUGUUUAUCUGUUGUACUAUGAGCAAGCCAUAUCAUAGUGCAAAGUUGUUUAAACCCACUAUUUUAUUUCCAAUUUCAGUUAUUUAUAAAUGAAUAUGAACAUGUUCCAUUUGAAGCAAUAUCUUACCUUACGGGUGAAUGCAACUACGGAGGGCGAGUGACAGAUGAUUGGGACAGACGUCUACUACUAACUAUGCUUGCUGACUUUUACAACCCAGAAAUAGUUGAAAAUCCUCAGUAUUUAUUUUCUCCUAGUGGCAGUUACUAUGCCCCACCGCGGGGUACCUAUGAUGACUACAUUGAAUUUAUUAAGGUACUGCCUUGUUUCUCUCUGCUUGGGACAUAUACCAACUUUACUUAAAAUAGGGGAAGGGAAUGAGACUUGUGGGACAGAUCUUUAUCUCCCAAACCCCUGCAGGCCAAAUUUAAGGUCACACUGAUGUUAGGUGAGGUGACACUUUGAAGCCUCAACGAUUGCCUUAUCCUUGCGACUUCAAAGUGCUGUGCAGUCUCUGUGCAAGGGGCUUGCAAGGAGUCUGGUGUGGCCUUUUGAAGUCCUGAUGCUCAGCUGAUCUUUGGAACUUCAGAAUCCGGGUCAAUCAGCUAAUCAUUGGAGGUUCAGAAGCCAAGUGUGUGUAGUCUUUGAAACUCUGCAAGGGGCUUCUGAAUCCCUGUUAGCUGAUGGGCAGUACUAAGAAACCCCUUUUGACCCAGUUCAGCUGACAUUUAACUACCCACAACUGAUAUAUGACAUCAGGUGAUUGUCAGGUGACUGUGGAUUGGUCACAAUGACAGUGAGCCAAAUGGGGAGGUCUGGCAGGCCUAACUAAGCCCCCAGUCUUGAUGUUCCCUGUCCUUGACUUAAAGGGUCUCUUUCUGAAAUCCUUAGUCUAUAAUGAACUUCAUGUGGUUUGUUCUAGAAUCUCCCUUUCAGUCAGCAGCCAGAGGUGUUUGGAUUGCAUGAUAAUGUAGAUAUCUCAAAGGAUCUCCAGCAAACAAAAAUCCUCUUUGAAUCUCUGAUCCUGACACAAGGAGGAAGCCAUCAAGGAGGGUCUUCAGGUGGUGGUGACACUGCUUUGUAUGAAAUUGCAGAUGACAUCCUGAGCAAGGUAUUUAGUCUUUCCUAGAGAAAUUUCAUGCUCUGCAAGCACAGACCCUUCCUUACACAAUGAAUUUUCUUUGCAGAAGGGGGAGACUUUGUGAUAUAUUUUGUAUUGGUACCAAUGCUGAAAUUGAUCGUGCAUUUUAGGAGUACUGAAGCAAGCACAUAGUAUGAGAUUCAUAGCAAGAUCAGUUUCAUCCUUCAAAUCUAUAACUUCAGAAAAGUGCUACUUUUCUGUUUCAGUCACCAUCAGGUUUCAGCCCCACACUGGAACUUGGUUAGAAUUCCUGAAACAACCACAUGUUCAUUGUCUUCAUAUUGCCCCAUCAACAAUGAGUCUUAAAAAGAGUAAAACGACAGCAUUAGUCACAGCAAUAUUAAUCUGUGCCUCACUGGCUCAUUCACCUGUGUUGCUUGUUUGUGUAUUUGCACUAUAUAUGUCAAAAAGUCAGUUCUAAAUGUCACAAGAACCAUUUACAUAUGAGUGGGUAUAUCACCUUGCCAUUUCAGACAGCAACAGUGUACCCACAAACAAGUGGCAAGCCUAAAGAGGGUACUUCCUUUGCAGUGUCUGUCCAAACAUUGUAAGGGACGUUGUAUGAAAGUUACCGUAUUUUUCGUCCCAUAGGACGCUCCGUCCCAUAGGACACACCUAGUUUUUUGGAGGGGAAAUAAAGGGAAAAAAAUUCCCCUUUAUUUCCCCCCCAAAACCAGGUCGGGGAACAGCGGUAUGGCAGCGCUGCGCUUCCCAGCUGUCCCCUGAGCUUGUGGGGCUGGCCGAUGUCUGCCCAGCGCGUGGGGCGCUCUGCUUCAGGGCAGCCCGCGUGCCAGGCGGCAGGCUGCUAUCCGCAGCGUGGGGAGCCCUGCGGGAACUCCCGCAGGCUCCCGACGCUGCAGAUGUCUGCCCGGUGCGAGGGGCGCUCUGCUUAAGGGCGCACUGCGUGCCGGGCGGCAGGCUGCUAUCCACAGCGUGGGGAGCCCUGCGGGAACUCCCACAGGGCUCCCCACACUGCAGAUGUCUGCCCGGCGCGUGGGGCGCUCGGCUUCAGGGAACUGUGGGAACUCCCGCAGGCUCCCCAGGCUUGCUGAUAGCUUCCUGAAGCUUGGAGAGCGAGAGGGGUCGGUGCGCACCGACCCUCUCGCUCUCCAAGCUUCAGCGAAAGCCUGUAUUCGCCCCAUAGGACGCACACAGAUUUCCCCUUCAUUUUUGGAGGGGAAAAAGUGCGUCCUAUAGGGUGAAAAAUAUGGUAAUUUAUUUCACAAAGAAAUAGAUUUCCUUAGGACAAAACAAAAGAGGAGCCCUCCUCAAAGACAUGGGUUGGGGUUCAGAUGCAAACUGCACUACCUAUUACUACUGUGGCCUAGGAGAUUACCUGGGGAAAACAACUGGUAUAGACAUAGCCAGCUUUAUCAGGUCUGAGCCAGUUAGAUAUUCCUGUUAAUACUUUUUUCAUUGCAAAAUUCGAACUAGUGAAGAUUAAUUUGGUAAUGAUUUAUUGAGUUGCGCUGUGGUUCCUAAAAACCACCUUCAAUUCCCAUCUGAAUUAUAUGACAGCACAGAAUUAUCUAGAAAGCACACAAAGAGGUAAUGGUGAUGUUGUUGUCAAUAAGAAUUUGACUAUCAUUCAUUCAGCAUGAGUUUUCAUGUCAAUUUAUUAUGUUAUCACAGAAUUAAUAAAUGAAAACCUAUUUACCUAUUUACAUUUGUCAAAAUGGAAACAUAUGUCAACAUUUCUAGCUUCCAAGUGAUUAUGAUAUUGAAGCUGCACUUCUCAAGUAUCCUGUGAGAUAUGAAGAAAGUAUGAACACUGUGCUAGUACAAGAAAUGGAGCGCUUUAACAAGUAAGGGGAAUUAUUUUCUAUACUUAUAUUUUACGGCAUUAUUUUUUAAAAUAUAUUAAACUCCCAUGGAUUUCAUUAAUCCAUGUAAUCUUAAACUAGAAACAGUUGAUUUUGUAGUACAGCCAUCAUAACAUUGUAGUAUCAUUUUUUAAAUUAGUGGAUACAACAUUUGCAGGCCAUUUAUAACUGGUAAUUUUAGUGAUAUAUCUGUGUGUGUGUUUCUGCAUAUUUAGUUUAAUACGAACCAUACGUACAACUUUGGUGAACUUGAAGAAAGCCAUUAAGGGACUGGUUGUGAUGGAUUCUGAACUGGAAGCCCUUUGUGGCAGUCUCCUCGUUGGAAAAGUUGCUGAGAACUGGGCUAAGCGUUCAUACCCAAGUCUGAAACCACUUGGAAGUUAUAUCCUUGAUUUCCUAGAAAGGCUGAAAUUCUUACAGGUAAAGCAAGAAGUAUUGUGUUACUAAAUACUGUAAAUUUCUAAUAAAUGAAUUAGUUUAAUAAGAAAUAAUCAUAACAUUUGGAAUGUAUUUUGGGAAUCUUGUCAGUAAAGGAGUUUUUUACCAGCAUAAUUUACUUACAUAAGUUUGUAAAAUAUGAUACAUCUAUAGCCAGUAUGUUAAUCUCCUGUUCUUCUUCUAAGGAAUGGUAUGAAUCUGGAAAGCCCUGUGUCUUUUGGCUGUCAGGGUUCUUCUUCACGCAAGCAUUUUUAACUGGAGCGAUGCAGAACUAUGCGCGAAAAUACACUGUUCCUAUUGAUCUACUUGGAUAUGAAUUUCAGGUACAACAAGCUGCUUAAGCCACAUUUUUCAGAUUGGAUACAGCUUGCUACUAAUCUUUGGUGUUCAUAUGCUGUAAAGGGUUUUAUACCUGUUCCUCUUUUGUUGUGUGAAGUCAAGCACUUGUUCAGUAAUAUAGCUGACACAGAUCCAAAGAAAUAUAGUAAUAUAGCUGACACAGAUCCAAAGAAAACUAAUUUCACAUGCCCAAGGGGACUUUGGCUUAUAUUUCUCAAGCAGUUGCCAGGCCAAGUGGUCUACAACUUUUGAAGUUAACGAGACUUUCAGAAGCAAUUGUGCUUACUUCCAUACUAGAGCCCUUUAAUGCUGUUAUAGGAGGUUGCUUUUCCAUAAUUAGCUGGAAGUGGAAUUAAAACAAAGCACUUAAUAUAGUGCUGUUUUAUCCAGCAGUGCCCUUUUCCGUAACCAAGAUCCUUCCACAAGGGUUACUCACAAGUAAGUUGUUGUUGUUGUUGUUUAGUCGUUUAGGGGACACUGAGGAGCUGUGAGGAUAUGGGUGUGUGUGAAGGAGUUGGGAGGGAAUGGAAGGUCCAAAAAAAUAUUAAAAACAUUGAAAGCAAGAAUACAUCUCUAAAGCCAGAAAACGUGGGGAAACAACAUCAAGUUGCUAAGAUUGCCAUCAACCUUCACGUUUCAAAAGUACAGGUGAACCAAUAUGCCUUCAGUCUUCUUCUAAACACCAUCAGGCAUACCUCCCCAAGGAGAGAGUUCUACAAACAAGGGGCUAUCACAGGGCUCACAGCAGUCAGGCACUGGAGGCUUACUUCCUGUGCUGUCAGUGUUCUGGUUCUUCAGCAAGCACAGCAGAUGAAGUUUUGUGAGUCAAGGGUACCUUCUAAGUUGCAGUACCAGAUGGUUUGAAUGUUGUUAGCUAACUCCAUAGGCUAGUCCAGACCGCCCCAAAUCUUUGCCUCAGAGAACGAGCAGCUCAUUGCUGGGAGUAGCUGCUGAACAGUAUUGAAAAGCCCUUGCUCUGUCUGUCAUGCCACAUCUGGUUUUCUCCUCUGCCUGCUCCAAAACCAGCCCAUCAGCCCAUCUUAGCCCAUGUUAUGACCCUGUGGCCCUUCAGAGACUUGCCUGCCUGUUCCUGAAUCAGAUCCUCUCUGUGCCCUGGUGUACACUUUUGUCUCUGAAUGCAGUCAAUGCCUGUAUAGCAAAAUUUGUUUUAAAAUGUAGAGUAGAAGAGGUAUAAAUUGCAAGACUGUUUGGGGCAAGUAAGAUGCCACUCUUUCAGCCAUUGUCAACAAGAAGCAGGAGAUGGGUAGGGCCUGCAAAUAGAAAAUUUUAAAUUAAAGGCAUAGGAGCACUGAAAAGCCCCUCUAAUGCUUUGGCCGUCUGUGUUGGAAAGUUUGGUGCCAUAAUAGUGUUUCCAGCACCACCAUCGACACCACAAACCAUCUGAAAAAACACAACAGGAUAAAAAAAAAUGGAACUGCAACUUUAUUUAUUCUUUGAAAAUGUAUUUCUGUUUUGUUUAGGUUAUUCCUAAGGACACUUCUAAAGUUGCUCCAGAAGAUGGUGUUUAUAUUCAUGGAUUGUUUUUAGAUGGAGCACGCUGGGACAGAAAGAAGUUAGUAAUUCAGUAAAUGUGCAGUUAAUUGGCAUGUGUUAAAGUGCUUUCCCACAUCCUUCAUGCAUGCUAAUAUUUAAUUUCUUUUAAUAUCUUGACAUAUUUUUAAUAUUGAAAUAAUAUUUUAAGACUACAGUACUUUCCUCUAUCAAAUUAGAUUGAAAAACAAUAUGAAUGUAUUUGUUCUAGCCAUCAAAGCACUUUUUAUAAAUAUAGUCAUGUAUUAUUUGCUAUAUUGAUUUGAAGACAAACUUCUGCUUGAAAUAUUUGAAAACAUUCUCACAGCAGUAGUAUUCCUACAGCAUGUUACAAUAUCAAAUCAUGAUUUUAAAUUAUUUUUAAACCGGCAGAGGGUGUCCUUUUUCAGCCUGAGCACCAGAUGGCAGAACUGUCCUAUCCUCUAUGGGCCACUUUACAGUGGUGGGUGGGGCCACUCACUUGUCUAUUGAGUGAUGUCAAUAUUAUGAUUUUUUUAUUAUUAGAUUUAUAUUGCAUCAUUCCUCCAAUGAGCUUAAGGCGGCAUACAUAUCCCCCUCUUUCCCUGUGAAGUAGGCUAGGCUGAAAGACAAUGACUGGCCCAAGGUUACCCAGUAUGGAUCAUUGGUACAUAGGGAUAUGAACCCUGGUGUCCCAGGUUGUAAUCCAGCAUUUUAACUGCUACACAAGAACUUGCUGUCGGUGAUGAUCAGCUCACUGGCAAUGACAGCAAGCUCUCCUUUGUCCAUCUGCAGAUGCAGCCAAGCAUCUAGCAAAACUGUCUCCAGAAGAAAAACCUCUGUUUGUAGGUUAGGGCCAGCCCAAGACAUUUUGACAGCUGAAGUAAAUCACAAAAUGGGACCACUACCCUUCCACUGGCAAAGAAGGGGUGAGUGAAGAUCUAAAUCAGGAAGAAGCUCAUUAGCUUCAUUAGCUCAUUAGAGCACCCAGAAAACUAUUUUGGAGCAGUUGUUUUUUGAAGUUCAGGUUUAUGGCAUCUUUUAACUUCAGUCUUCCUUUCUUCACAACACUUUUUUCUUUUUCUGCCCCCUUAUUUCUAUUACACUUUCUUUUUCAGAUCUUCUUUAGUAUCUAUGCCAGUAUUAUGUGUGUUGUGUACAAUUGUUUUUCACUGUUCUUUUUUUUUCUUUCAUCAGAGGACUUCUAGCUGAACAAUAUCCUAAAAUACUCUUCGACGCAAUGCCAAUUAUAUGGAUAAAGCCAAGUAAGUAAACUGGAUAUUUGGCAAAUAAUGAGCUGGAAAUGUCCCAUCCUACUGUAUAGUAGAUCUCUUUCAUCUUCAGUGACCUCUUAGAUUGCUUUGUUUGCACUUUCUGACUAUAUAUUUUAUUUUUUCUGUUUUCCUAAAUAUCUGGAAAUCUUCUUUGGAGAAGAGAUUUACUCUUUUCCUUCCUAUGUAUUCUUUUGCUGACUUAAUUUGAAAUGCAUGUUUUAAAUCUGAAUCCUGGACAUAGUUUGGAAACUGCAACAUAAAUAUUUUUCUUUUGGUAGUGACUGGUAAACAAAGAAGAGUAGCAUUUUGUUUCAUGUUUGUCCAUGUAGUGUCCUAUUCGUCAGGAUAACAUAAGCAUGACAAAUGAAUUAUAAUUAUUAUUUAACAUAUUUGUGCAUUACCCCUGAAAUAGAAGAUGUGUGUGUGUGUGUGUGUGUGUGUGUGUGUGUGAUCAAAGGGCCAUUAUUUCAGGGCUAAAUCUGUAAAGCGUCUGAUUGGAUUGCAAGUGGGUGAACUUAAUGAUGAACUUAGACUUAAUGGGUAAACAGAAUUGUAAUUGGGUCUGUGGCUCCUAAGUCAAAUCUAUGGGCUCACUUUCAGACGGUCCUUAAAUAGAUAGUAUGUGAUUAUUAUCCAGCACUGCAUUCUUUUACUUCAGUAUCUCUGUUAAACUUUAAUACCUUUUGACAAUUCAGAAGUUAAUAGUAUUUGGAAAUCAAUGUAUUUCUGCAUAUACAUUAAGGUCAAUUACUCAGCUCCUUACACAUGUAGGAGCUUGGAUGUCAUUCAGUAUCAGAGCUGAAAAGCCAAGCAGCAAUGUCAUCUGUAGUACCUGUUGCAGGACUACAUGACACCUGCCUUCCCCACUCGGGUGCCUUCCAGAUGUUCUGGACUAUUUUUGACUAUGGGUGGAGGGCUGGCUUUUCUAAUGCUCUCUGAUGUUAAGCUCAAGCAGACUCUGGGUGCUGUUGGAUCCAGUCCUUACUUUGGCUGUGCUGGUGUCACGCAGAGUUCCUGUCACUGGUUUAAGAUGGUGCCCAGUUCCUGGAUGAGGGUUAAAUUUAAUUUCCUAGAUAUGUUUAGGUCUUGUUUGAUUUUAUUCACUAAUUCCUGCCAAACCACAUCAACAGCUUACAGAGCUGAAAGAAUGGGUAUAUUUUUGAAUAAACAAAUAGACGUAAAAGAAAAACCAGCAAACCAUACUCCCUGAACUAAUUUGUCAAGGAGAAGUCUAAGCUAGAAUCUCCCCCUUGACUUGCAGAUCUGGUAGGUGUAGGAUUUUUAAAUAUACCCUUGGGGCAGCCCUUAUGACUUUGAUAGCCCCGCCUGCAGCCUGAAUUCAUACAAUCCAGCAACAGAUGCAUCAUGUUGGGUGGCUGUUCUUUUCUGCCUCUUGAUCAAACUGAUUCUGCUGUGUUACAGGGUAGCCUACAAAUUGUUGCUUGCAUAAGUUUGAACAGUAAUUUUUUCUUAGGCUCUACUGAAUAAAAAAACAUAUUUAUUUAGCACUGAAAUUAUUUAUGCAAUACAGUAUUCUCAAUAUUUUUUAACAGAGCAUAAUAAAAAUUGUUUUUUUUCCUCCUUACAGCAAAAAAAUCAGCCAUAAAAAAAUCAAAUGCUUACAUGUGUCCACUCUACAAGACAAGUGAGCGUAAAGGAACCCUUUCGACCACUGGGCAUUCUACUAACUUUGUCAUUGCAUUAAUGCUAUUAACUGAUCAACCAGUCCAGCACUGGAUUAAGCGAGGGGUUGCUCUGCUUUGCCAGCUGGAUGACUAA
This is a messenger RNA of Podarcis lilfordi (Lilford's wall lizard), 38838 nucleotides long. The record is from the annotation of a GenBank genome assembly. NCBI's taxonomy places the organism in Eukaryota, Metazoa, Chordata, Lepidosauria, Squamata, Lacertidae.